CACCAAUGACAGCUGAUACAGCAACACCAAGUUCAAUGAGUUCGAACAAUGGCCAACUUUCGCCUACCAAUGGACUACCAACUCAACCGAUCCAAAUUCAAACAGCGUCGGGAGGUGCUUCGGCGACACCAGCACUCGGAAUGUCUGCAGCGAACGGUGGCCGCAAAAGGCCACUGCUGGCUGGUGGCCCCCGAGCCUCGAUGACGCCUACAAAGCGCACCGUGAUGAGCCUCUUGGCUAGGGCAAGAGCAGCACAGGCGAAGCAGUUGCCGGCCACGUUCCAGAGAGGCGCACCUGAGUGUUGUAUAGUUGACGCACUUCCAUUGCAAUGGAACUAUUUUGAAAAAGCGAGUUCACCACCAAAAAUUAUUUGCAGGGCGGGAGGCACGUCCAUUUUAGAAAGAUUUGAAUACCUCUCUUGACCGUCUUUACAGAUAGAGACGUACAACUACGUUAGUUCCACUAUUAAGGGAGGACUAUUUGACGGGAACGGUUAAUUUAAACUUAUUUUAAUAAUCCUAAGAAAUACAUCGCAACUUUACGAAAAACUAUUUUACAAGAAAAAAAUUAAAUACACUCUUAAAUGCGCAUGUAAAGACAGCACUCCAAAAGAAACGUUUUCUUUCACACA
Molecule: messenger RNA, 631 nt
Organism: Onthophagus taurus
Lineage: Eukaryota; Metazoa; Arthropoda; Insecta; Coleoptera; Scarabaeidae
Source: RefSeq, a predicted model, not a curated record